AGUCCACCACUCUCAAGUCUCAACCGCAACUCCAAACUACCGUUCAUUUCUCAACACCCAAAACUUUUCAUCACUCCUUCAUUUCUCCAUCAUGAGCGAUCCAUCACUCCACCACCCUCCUCCGCCCUCCCCCGCCGUCAAAAAGUCAUCUUCACCCAUCCAGGGCCCACGUCCUCCGCCCCUCAGCAUCAGCAAACCCUCCCACAAAAUCAAGAAACCACCUAGGCCACCUCUUCCUCAGCAGCCCGUCAUUAUCUACGCGGUCUCUCCCAAGAUCAUAAACGUCGCCGUUUCGGACUUCAUGGCCACCGUCCAACGCCUCACAGGGAUAUCCUCUGACGACUUCUGCAGCGGAGGGGACGUGUCCCCGGCCGCCAGGCUGGCUUCCACUGAGAAAGUGAUUAGUCCAAAGGAGAAAGCUUUUAAUGUAGAGGCUUGUGAAGAGAUGAUGGAAGAAGGAAUUGAAGUGGGUCGGACACCCGGGAUUCUUUCGCCGGCGAUACUGCCGCCGGUGGUCCCAGAAUGGUACUUUUCUCCGACGAGUGACCCGUAUUCGCUUGCUUCGUUCUUGGCUAGUCCCGGGUCGGGGCUUUUUCCAGGUUCUAUGGGCUCUCCCAAUUUUUCACCUGAAAUUUUUGGUCAAAUUUGGAACUUUUAACUUAAUUUUUCGUUAAUUAUAAUUUGUUGGGCUAGAUUUGCAAAUUUUAGCUAGAUUUUGUUGGGUCAGAUUUCUUCUUUGAGAUGUAAUUGUAAAGACUAGGGAGAGAUGGGUUAGCUCAGAUUUGCGAUUAAACAAGAUAUUAGCAAAAUAAUUAGAGGUGUCUUUUUGUAAUUAACUAAUUAGUUAUGGGGUAGUUUUUGUUUACGAAAUUUAUUGUAGUUAUAUGUACAAAAACGAUGAUAUUUUAUUAUAUAAUUAAAUAUUAUUUUAUUUUUAAUUUAAAA
Mangifera indica (mango) is the source of this 945-nucleotide messenger RNA. Its product is annotated as protein MKS1. The record is from RefSeq and is a predicted model, not a curated record. Lineage: Eukaryota; Viridiplantae; Streptophyta; Magnoliopsida; Sapindales; Anacardiaceae. Bases 92 to 658 code for a protein of 188 amino acids. Gene Ontology annotation, cellular component: nucleus. The transcript has a single exon.